Molecule: messenger RNA, 999 nt
Organism: Diorhabda carinulata
Lineage: Eukaryota; Metazoa; Arthropoda; Insecta; Coleoptera; Chrysomelidae
Exons: 5
Coding region: 189-851 (220 amino acids)
Source: RefSeq, a predicted model, not a curated record
UAAAGAAGAAGAAGAAUUAUUUUAAACUGGUUUGUGUUUAACGUACAUAACAAAAAACUUGAAUAAUAAAUGUAUGUACGUUGAAAAAAUUUAGAAUUGAAUACGUUUUUCCAAAAAAAAGGGAGUUUGAAAGGUUGUGAUAUAGUAUUUUUGUGGUUAUAAACAGAAUAAAUAUAUAUUACUUUACAAUGAAUACCCUGACUUCAGAUAUGUCUUUAAAUAAUAGCUCAGGGAUUAGUUUUUUAUGUGAUUGGUCAAAUUCUUGGAUGGCACAGGAACUAAUGAGUACAAGACAACAAGGCUUACAAGAUUUAAUAUUUCUGAGUGAAGAAACAAAUUUUAAUUGGUCUAAAAAAUCUGAUCAAUAUAAGAAAAUGAAGAAUAAAAUGAACAAGUCAAUUACAAAAUGGAGGGAAACAAAAAAGGAAUUUGAUGAUAACUUGAAUUAUUAUGAACAAAAAUUAAGACCUGUCAUGGAAAAUAUAACAGAGAAGCAAAAUGAAUUGAUUCAAUCAUAUAAAAUCCUCACUGACCUAAUAACUCAACUCAAGGAAGAAAAAAGAAGUAAAACUGCCGAAUUAAAAUUGGAAAGUGAAGCAAAUCAAAGAGCGCUAAAUCUGUUUAGUAAUUUUGAUAUGAAAGUCAACAUUGGAAAUAUUUCUGGAGAUACAAUUAUGGCAUCCGUAACUUUCGGAUUUUCUAAAGAGACACUGCCCAUUGAAGUAGUUGUUGAUGCACUUAAAAGAAAAAUAAUGAACAUAAACUUUAGAAGUUCUUCAAAUAAACCUUCACUUGGAGAUGCUUCUGGCCCUAAAUUUUUAUGUGACUUUCGAGAAACUUAUGAAAAAUAACCUAAACAUUUUUAUCCCUAAUGAUAUAUUUAAAUUUGGUUAGUUGACUUUGCUAGUAUAUCGAAUUGGGAAAAAAGUAUUUUUUAUAAACUGGAUGUUCAACUUCCAAUGUAUCAAUUAGCUGGAAUAUAUAUUGAAUAUGAUUUUA